Messenger RNA from Acanthamoeba castellanii str. Neff, 936 nucleotides. RefSeq lists its product as uncharacterized. The transcript has 8 exons. Gene Ontology annotation, biological process: tRNA methylation. Lineage: Eukaryota; Discosea; Longamoebia; Acanthamoebidae. The record is from RefSeq and is a predicted model, not a curated record. The coding region runs from base 1 to 936 and encodes 311 amino acids. Gene Ontology annotation, cellular component: cytosol.
AUGAAAAACACUCACGAGGUGGUGGUGGUGGUGCAGGUGGGUGAUGGCCGAGAAGGGCAUCAAGGAGGCCGGCGACCUGGGCGCCCUGGAGAAGUCGUACCUGGGGGCUUCCAGCCCCUCUCCGAGAACCUCCUGUCCUGCGCCCACCCCGGGCUCUACUCCCUCCCCGGCACCUGGAUUCAACACUUGUUGAAGGUGAUUGAGAACGACGACUUCAAGUCGAUCACGAGGCGCAGCGCGGGUCUGCCCUACUGCUUCUGCGCCAUCCUGCGGGCCGAGACGAUCGUUCUCGGCCGCCGGCGGGGCGGCGUGAAGGUCCUCAUCGCCCAGGCCAUGCAGGCCCUGCUCCGCAUCGCCUCCGGCGGCGACACCCGACAGCUCGAGACCCAAGACGCGAAAUCGGAGGGCGUGGAGUCGGUCAUCGGCGAGCAGGCCCAUCAGGUCCACGCGCUGAACACCAACAAGGCCAACAAGAAGGUGAAGCCCGGCGAGGGCAGCCGGCCUCAGCUUUCGCCCGAGGCCUUCAUCCCACUGUGCAGCGCCAACUCCAACUUCAAGGUGCGCGAGAUGGCGGCCCGGGCGCUGGUGCCUCUCGUCCCUCCCGAGCACGUCGCCGCCUUCAUCGCCUCCCUCUUCGCCUCCCAUCCCCGACCACGCCGGGCGAGCCAAGUGAAGGGACUGGAGCUGAUCUCGAUUUUCUGCGGUCUGUUCAACCCUUCGCGCGCGCUCGGCCCCCUACCUGCUCGACUUCCUGCACCUGCACACCAAGCUCACGCCGGACGACUGCAAGAACGAGAAGCCUCGGGCGUGGGCCGGCUCGAUCGUCUGCGAGCCGCCGGCGCGCGCCACUUUGCGCCCUCGCAGGUCGAGUUCGCGGCCAUUCGGGUAACGCUCCACACCGCAGACGGCGACGCUCGAACCACUGAACUGAGCUGA